Paramuricea clavata is the source of this 1506-nucleotide messenger RNA. The record is from the annotation of a GenBank genome assembly. NCBI's taxonomy places the organism in Eukaryota, Metazoa, Cnidaria, Anthozoa, Malacalcyonacea, Plexauridae.
CAAGAUUUCUGUAAAAUUGAUCAUGCAUAUUCAAUCUCUGUGAUUUGUUUUAGCGGUCUUACUACCGAAGUUCGCUCAAACUUUACCGACCCACCUGCGCAAAAGAAAACACAAUUGUUCGACUGCCCAGUUGCUAGACCGUUACACAGACGAGGUGAGUGAAAAUAUCUUAAAAUCUUCAAAAUAGCAGAAACGUAUAAAAUGGAAUCUCCUUUAGGAUUUUAAAAUUUCUUCAAUUUGAGAUGUUCUUCAACUGAAGAGUGGGGUUUUUUGUGUGAAAUAUUUGUACAUUUCUUGAAUAACUUUUGCAUGAAUCAUUCGGAUUCUUGUACACGAACACGUACACGUACAGGCUUCAAUUGAAAGAUUGUAAGCCAUAUUUGAAACAUUUUGAAAGGAACAUAGGAGAAGAACCCUUUUAGGUAAAUCGUUGAUUCUGAAAAUCUUCUGGUUGGACGAAUCAAAACGGCAGGUUACAUUAUUUCGUGUCUAAAUUACGGAAAGCUUUCUGGAAAUGAUAAUUAAAACGACCCUAAGGAACGUGCUUGCCAGUUUCUCGGACGUUGAAACAGGACCACAAACCAGUGAAUUACUCAACUGAAAUAUCAGCUGAAAAAAUUUGAUUUUACUCAGUUAUGACUGCUCUUUGUUGUUUAACGCCGUUUGUUACGCCGACUCGUCUUUAUACUAGACGAUUUUAAUUCAACGUCUGAGACGAUAUAUUAUUGUCUGUAAGAUCAUUUUGCAAACGCUGUUAGCUCAACACGUUACAGGGUGCGAUAAUCCGCGCAAUUACGAAUUUUAUUAUUACGGUCCAGUACUUCUCUUUGUUUUCAGCCACGUACAGCACCACGUAGGUUCGCGGAACUCUUGCUAUAUGACAUUAUUUGUGUACUUACUUUUUGAUGGUAUACCACAUGACCUUUCCAAGCCCAAGGUAUUCAAUACCGUAUUUAAUUGUUAUAUCAUGUGUCUGAGAUGUCUUGGCAUGACACAUGAUUGGACUGAUGGCACUAAGAAACGUUGGAGUCGAUUGUUUGUACCGAGUAUAUGCAACUGUGCUUGUUUUUCUACCUCGUAGUCUGAACAUACUUUUCAGAAACCUGUACUUUUAUGAACCUUAUUUUAAUGCCUAAGUACACAUUGAGUAGUGAGUACUGACUGAGUUUGUACACUGUGGUUUGUACUAGCGCAAGUACGCGACAACAACCAUUGGCAUAUACCAUAAUCAUUAUGCAAUUAUCGCACCCUGACAUGCAUUAUUGUCGUCUGACAAUAAUGUCGUCUAUCUAAUUAACUGUAUUUCCACUAGACAUUAAUGUCGUCUGAAGACGAUAUUAUCGUCUCUGGUAUAAAAACGAUCAAUGAUAUAACUGACAUAAAUAUUAAUAUAUUCUUUCUUAUUGUGUUUCAGAAGCUGGAAAUGAAGAAAUAUUUUCCGUUCCCAAUAUGUACGAAACCGAAUAUCAAUUUAUUGGACAAAAAAGACCAGCCAUGGUUGCUUGA